Messenger RNA from Penicillium maclennaniae, 1659 nucleotides. Its product is annotated as putative prenylcysteine lyase. Gene Ontology annotation, molecular function: prenylcysteine oxidase activity. Bases 1 to 1659 code for a protein of 552 amino acids. The record is from RefSeq and is a predicted model, not a curated record. Gene Ontology annotation, biological process: prenylcysteine catabolic process; prenylated protein catabolic process. The transcript has 2 exons. Lineage: Eukaryota; Fungi; Ascomycota; Eurotiomycetes; Eurotiales; Aspergillaceae.
AUGUCAGUGUCUGCAGGCAGGCCGAUGAAGAUAUUGUUUCUCUACAUUCUUGCCUUCAUUCUACCCUUCAGCAAUGCGGCUCAGCAGCAGCCUCUGCGAACCAGUACAACGCCCAAGCGGGUGGCUGUCAUCGGAGCCGGAGCCGGUGGGUCGUUUGCAGCAUAUGAGCUACGCAAAUUAGCAGACAACGCAGACAUCCCUGUCAACAUCACCGUAUUCGAGCGUACCUCCUAUGUCGGCGGACGUUCGACAACAGUCAACGUUUUCGAUCACCCAGCAUACCCAAUUGAACUGGGAGCCUCGAUCUUCGUCGAGGUCAAUCACAACCUGGUGAAUGCGUCGCGAGAUCUUGGUCUGAACGUCCGCAGUGCAGAUCACGGGCGACCCCAGGAAACCGAAGAAUCAAUUGGUAUCUGGGACGGGAAGAAGUUUGUCUUUACUUUGAAGAAUAAUUCCAGCUGGCGGAAUAUUGGCCGUCUUUUCUGGAGAUAUGGUCUGGCUCCACUGCGUGCUCAGAACCUGAUGAAGAGCAUCGUGGGCAAGUUCCUGCGUUUGUAUGAGGAGCCACUAUUCCCGUUCCGCUCACUCUCCGAGGCUGCAUUGACACUGGGUUUGAUCGAUGCUACUUCUUCCUCUGGGGAUGCAUUCCUCGGUGCGAAUCAAGUUUCGGAACUCUUCGCCCGAGAAAUUAUUCAAGCAAGCACGCGAGUGAACUAUGGUCAAAAUCUGGGAUUGAUUCAUGGCUUGGAAUCGAUGGUUUGCUUGGCUACGGAUGGCGCAGUCUCAAUCGAUGGCGGUAACUGGUUGAUAUUUGAUGGUGUUCUCAAAGCCUCUGGGGCCGAUGUGAGGUUGAAUACCACUGUGACCGCGGUCACCAGGGACGGCGAUGGCGCUGUGCGCAUUGAAUCCCACCAGAGGGGCGAUACUGACUCAAAGCUUUACUCAUCAGAGGAUGAGUUCGAUGAAGUCAUUAUCGCUGGUCCUUUACAGUACUCUGGAAUAGCCGUCUCUCCGCCAUUGGAGCACAUUCCGGAUGAGAUUCCAUACGUGAAACUACAUGUCACACUACUCUCUUCUCCCCACCGCAUUUCGCCUCAUUAUUUCGGCCUCGACAGCCAGGGUGUCCGAGCUCCAGAGACCAUUCUGACCACCCUUCCCGAGGGGCUCGAUCUCGGGUCGAAUCCAAAGGGUGUUGGACCCGCUGAGUUUUGGAGUAUCAGUACCCUUCGCACAGUGGACCGAAUCGUCAUGAAGGAAGGUAAAGAGAAGGUUGAACAACACUAUGUGUACAAAAUCUUCUCACCAGAACGACCCACAGCCGCGUUUGUGGCCCAAAUCUUUGAUAUUGACUAUACCGAUGGCGAUGGGUCUGUGACAGUCGCCGCGGGCAAUACCACCAUCGGAGACUUGUCCAAAACCGAUAUUAGCUGGUUUCAUGAGCGGCUGUGGCAUCCAUACCCUCUCCUCUAUCCGCGGGUGACUUUUGAGGAGAUACUCCUGGCACCGGGUAUCUGGUACACUAGCGGGAUUGAAAGCUUCAUCUCGACCAUGGAGACUAGUGCCUUGAUGGGCCGAAAUGUGGCAGCGCUUAUGGUUCAGUCGUGGAAGCAGGAUGCGUCAAAAGAACAUGUAUUUCGGGAAGCGAAGACUGAGCUUUGA